This is a messenger RNA of Hylaeus anthracinus, 9634 nucleotides long. RefSeq lists its product as uncharacterized. The record is from RefSeq and is a predicted model, not a curated record. Gene Ontology annotation, molecular function: tRNA binding; S-adenosylmethionine-dependent methyltransferase activity. Gene Ontology annotation, biological process: tRNA wobble uridine modification. Lineage: Eukaryota; Metazoa; Arthropoda; Insecta; Hymenoptera; Colletidae. Bases 2022 to 5906 code for a protein of 1294 amino acids. Gene Ontology annotation, cellular component: nucleus; cytoplasm. The transcript is spliced from 9 exons.
GUUAGCAAGCGAAAUUUCCUAUCCUCGGUGAUUCGAAAUUCCUAUCGGGAUAAGAAUGUCGUCGACGAAGAUGAAGAAUGUUCGUAACCGGCAAGAGCGAAGCGAAAACUGAGCUGCGUGGAAAGGAGCGCGGCGGAGAGGGCGCAGAAGGGUGAAAGAGGAAAGUUUAGCUGCGAGGGCGAGAGAGGGAGAAGGCCUAGAAAUAGAGAGACUCCGUGUCAGCGUGGGGGUGUACGUGUAUAUACCAAGGGAGAGAGAGAGAGGACGAGAGACGAGCAGAGGGAGGUGAAGAGAGAUAGAGACGGUGGAGAAACGAGGCCUCCGUGUUCCCUUUGAAGGCACUCGGCGGUCCACCUGCCGCCGCUGUCGGUGGCUGUGCAGAAUGCGGGGGCGGUGGUGCGGCGACACGAACGGAGACCAGUGAUGCUCUUCACGGUUCCACGGAUUGAUCUUCGAACGGUUCGCUCCCGUUCCUGCGAACGCUCUCCGACGAGACACAUCUACACGCGCCCUGGACCAGCGGGUAAACUCGGCUGUUUUGUCAACUGCUUUCACGUGGUGGCCUCAUAUUUCCGAGACGUCGCAAGACACGCUACUCCAUCGACGUGGAUCCAGUGAGAUCUUCGUCAGUGUGUAGGUUUGACCGUGGAAACGAUUCCUGGCUGGGCACUGGUGAUGCACAGUGUUUUUAAUCCUGUGGAAAGCAAUCUACACUUGGUGGAGCGUUCAACAAUUUAAAACACUAGUAGGAGCUGGCCUCCAAAACUGAAGCACCACGAGGACAUGGACUUUCAGUUGGCUUCCCAAGCAUCUCGACUUCCAGAAACCCAAGACAACAGGGUAGAAAGUAUUAAAGCACAGUGUUUUUAAUCCCGUGGACUCAAAGGAGUCUACACUUGGAGCGUUCAACAAUUUAAAACACUAGUAGGAGCUGGCCUCGAAACCUGAAGCAUCACGAGGACAUGGACUUCCAGUUGCAGCAGUGAACUCUCGCUAACCUAAACCUGGAAUCUUCGAGAAUCUAAAGCACACCAUCGGGAGUUGGCUUCUCAAGCACCUCGACUUCCAGGAACCCAAGACAACAGGGUAGAAAGUAUUAAAGCACAGUGUUUUUAAUCCCGUGGACUCAAAGGAGUCUACACUUGGAGCGUUCAACAAUUUAAAACACUAGUAAGAGUUGGCCUCGAAACCUGAAGCACCACGAGGACCUAGACUCUCAGCUACAGGGUGGACAGUAGUGACAGAGCACAGUGGGUAGACACGAUAUCUAAAGUCCUGUGAAUUCUCCCUAUCUUGGAGUCUUCAACAACCGCUACAGCGCAGCAUCAGGCGUCCCAAGCACCAUGAAGACCUAGACUUAGACCUAGACUUCCGUAGUCAUCGCAAGGACCGUCGAUGAGGGCUGACCCUCGGAUAGGAGGCUCGUCAAUCGACCCGAUCCAAGCAGUGAUCAAUCCUCUUGGUCCACUCGCAGAUACAUCCACCGAGGAGAUGAGCGUCGUCGACCUAAUGACGUUCCUGGACGUUUGCCAGCUCUAUCUGCAGACCAGGCGGAAGUCUCGUAGCCUGUGCACCCUGUGGGCCAUCGUCACGUUCAUUCGCACGGAGGACACCAGCGAGUUCGUGCGCUGGUGUCACGCGUACACCGUGCCCCAUCUGCGAUAUCGAAACGACUCCGUCGGUCCCCAGGUGAAAGAGAAGCCGAGGGUCGACAAGUUGAUCCUGCAGCACCUGCAGGAGCUGUUCAACUGUGGCUGCAUUCCGUCGUGCGAUAUUGGUUUAUGAACGGUGGCUCUGGGACAAGCUCAAGUAUGACGAACUCGUAUUCGAAUCGCGGUCUGGAGUCGGGUCUUCUUCGUGGUGGGAAGUUUUGAGAUCUAGGAGCGUACUGAGACCAAUUUUACUGUAUUUCGAUACCUAGUCACAUGGUAGCCUAAGAGCCAGCUAGGAUCCUACUUACGUCAUUUUCAAACUAUCGCGGACACGCGUGUGGAUGAGGCUAGACCAUCUUAGCGAGAGGGAUGUCUGAAAGCGACGGAGAGCAGAUAGCUCGGUCGGUGGCGUUGGAGCAAGCCUACGUCCAUGAAGUUUACGAACAAUGCGCCGAGAAGACUGUCCAGAGCAGACACUGGCCGCGGAUCUAUCAGUUUCUCGAGGAGUUGGAGCCGGGGGCCCUCGUCUGCGACAUUGGUUGUGGUAACGGGAAGUACCUCAGCGUUAAUCACAGCAUCUUUAAGGUGGGAGUGGACCGGUGCAAGCGUUUCACGGAUAUCGCGCGUGAGAAGGAAAAUGAGGUGCUAAUGUGCGACAAUCUUGCCCUGCCGUUUCGAGAUGAAAGUUUCGACGCGGUCCUUUCGAUCGCUGUGGUGCACCACUUCGCCACGACGGAGAGGAGGGUUCACGCGCUGAAAGAACUCGCUCGGGUACUGCGAAUCGGUGGCCGUUUAGUCAUAUCCGUAUGGGCUAUGGAACAAAGGCAUAGAAAGUUCGAGUCUCAAGAUGUUUUAGUGCCAUGGCCCAAAGCGUAUUGCGCGAACUCCGCGCUGGACAGGUCGAAACGCACCGGAGCGCCGAACCUCAACGACGUGCACUCUAAUCAAAACGCUCAAAAGUACUUAUCUUCCAAAAGGAACAGCCAACGAAAAUGCAAAAGCAAGAGCUAUUGGAUCGAUCCGAUAUUCAGCCCAUCGCCGUCUACCAGCAGCCUAUCCAGCCCCAACGAGACCUGCUACAGCUUUUUUCGCCGCGCUUUGCAGAAACUAGCCGGAGGUAGACGUGGAUCCGGAAGUCGGCCUUGGUUUCUUGAAAGCUGGCAGAGCGGCAGCGGGAAGAGUCGAAGGGACUACGAGCAAGACGAGCCUCCCGACGUGGACGAGCUGCCCAUCGAGUUGCGCCGCGUCGAGAACGUGAACGUGACGCUGAACAAGCAGUCGGACUCGUUGAGCAUCAAGUCAAAGAGCCUCGGCGACAUCCUGGAGAUCCAACGGGUGGACCUGGUGAGAUCCAGAUCCAGCAUCCCCGGUCUGUGUUCCGUGUUGACGUCCGAAACGAAUUUGGACGGCGAUUCCAGGACCUCAUCGUCGAUGAGUGGCUCGAAGCCACGGUUAGUCAAGCAGAAGUCUCACGUUGACGACGUCGGUUUGGAAAAUCCUGAUUACACUGCCAUUCAAGAUCUAACUAAGGACGUUCCAGACUUUCAAAUAACAUCCAGUCACUGCUCGAAGCGAGGUAGCAUCGUGAAACAGAGCUCGAUGAACGAGGAGCUGAUGUCCACGGAGAGGCUGGAGGAGAAGAAGAGGUUGCGACGGAACAUAACGAAGCAGGCAUCCCUGAACGAGGAUCUGAUCUACAAAGGAAACACGUUCGAAGCUCUCAGAGAGUCCCUCUACUCUGGCAACGCGACUAGAAGGUUUCAGCUGUUAAAAAGUGGCCUUACGAACAAGAUUAGACAGUCGACGACAAACAUCGAGGUGUCGGGAUUGUCGCUCAAGAACGGUUUCGUGAAGAUCCUUCAGGGUUGGAAGUCGAUGGACAGCGAUACGCCGGCAUCGGACACGGCCAACGACGAGUCGUCGAAAACGAAAGCAAACGAGAAAAAUCAGCCUGCGGCUACGCCGAAGAAGGAAGCGGAGGGCGUCGAGAGACGCCUGUCUCGAGAGGACGGUUCAGACUCGUCCAAGGACAGCAGUCUGCAGAGCGACACGAGCGUCGACUCCGAGGACAGUUUCGCGUCCGUGAUCUACGUGCCAAAGCAGGACGCACCGCCUUUGGCGGAUAUUAUACCGGUAGCCACUGGUUACCAGAUAGGCAGCACGUCAGCUCCUCCUUCGCCGCGCGUUAAAUAUCCACCGGAUAUAUCCAAUGCGAGGCUCAAGCUCAUUUCCAUAUCGCCCCUGCUCAAACAGUUCCCAGCUACGAGCAAGUCCUUGCCUCCGCCCAGUCCGCCUGGUUUGUCUCCUCGUACCCUCAAUCCGAUGUUCACGAGGCCGUUUUUUGCUUCCACAACCUCUGCCCCGCAACCGUUGCCCGAGGAAACGACGAUUGUCGCAAAGAAAACGGACGUCUCGAACGGUAAUAGUCAGUCACCGAGUACAGAUCUGCAGCCGAGCAGAAGGAACAGCGAGGUCGAGACGGUUCCCAGUAGAAAUAGUUCCUUCGAAGGGAAGAAACCCAAUCUGCAAGCCAUACGCGCCUAUCGGUCCAUGUCGGAGACCGUCGACAUCGAGGAGCCCAAGACCAUCGAGGACACCGCUCCCCUGCUACCAACUACGGAGGAACCCUGCGAGAUAGCGUCGCAAGAGAAGAGCCAGGAGAUCGCGAAGGAGGAGGACAGCCGUAAAGCCAGGUUGAAUCAGAUAAAGGAGCUGUUGAAACAGAAACCAGGUUUCGCGACGCGAACAAAGCCAUCCUUUCCCCUGGUUAGGCGCGCCUCGACCACGGCCAGCGGUCGUUUGGAGACCGUUACGAAAGUUCUGCCGCGGUUGCUCUCCCUGGAGUUAUUCAAUCCCGAAACAGACGACUUGGACAGCGAUUCCAGCGGAGUGUCCUCGCCUGAGUCGGUGGGCUCGGUGAUCAGCGUGAUCUCCGAUGAAAGGUACAUAAAAAAGGAGAGCACCAAGUCCGAGGGCACCGAGUCAGAAGUGUUGGACAGUUCUGCGGAGAACGUGUCGGAUCCCAGCGACACGACCGCGGAUGAGUCGUCGGGGUACGUGGCAGACUCUAAAGAAGAAGAUACCAAAGGGGACAGCACUUCGUCUCAGUCUUCGAGGCUCAUAGAGGCGGUAGCCACCGUCGCCAGCUCCUUGGAGGACGCCGUGGAGACAGCCAUCCAGAAAACGCAAAGUCGAUCGUACUCGUCUCAACCGACGCAACAGACCGUCGAAACGUCGCUCACCGGUGAAAGCAAACUCAGAACUAAGCACUCAGGUUUGAUCGACAGCUACCAGUUGCCCGAAGUAGAGGACACCUGGAGCGAGGAGUGCCGCAAGCAUUUGAUAGACGUCACCGAGAAGCUCAGCGAGAAUCUGAUGCAAGACACCGAUCAGUACGAUCGGAAACUCGAGAACCAGGUGGACAGAAGCACUCAGAUCCUGUAUGACACGUUGUCAACGACGAGAGGAGACCUGGACAAGCGCGGUACGAUGCCGUACGAAAUCAACCUAGCCAGGUCCGUGAAGCCUAGUAAAUACAACGACAUGUCUAACACGAUCGCUUGGCUGAGCAGCAAUAGCAACGGUUUCACAGAGAGCACCGAGAAGAUAGGCUCGGAUGUCGGCAAUCUGAACGAGUUCGAAGACAAGAUGCACCGAAGCACGUCCGAGGACAUAAUGGACUUCGUGAUGGUCUCGAACACCGGCGAGUUCAUGAACGAAAGGGAGAACGCUUCGUUGGACAAGCAUCCUUCCAAGCCAGCGUAUCUCAGGGCGGCGAACUCAAUGGAAUCGAGCGACAUCGGCGAUUCCAUCGACAAUACGAUCAGCCUCAGCGACGGUAGCCACGCGGAGUCGACGGGGAGGCUCUGCAGCAGCAUGGUGUCCCUUCUGUCGUCCAACAACACGGAGUACCCGAAAUCGUACGCGGAGAAACGCAGACUCCAGAUACAAAGGCGAUCCGCCUCCGAGGAAACGCCAUCCAGGUACCCAGACAACAGCAAACGCAGCACCGAUUGCCUGGUUACCACCACGAGAAGCAACGACACCCUGAGCGCGUCCUCGUCCCAGGAGUCCUUGCCGUCGGACCGCGGCGGCGGUGCGAUCACAUACCAUCAGUACUAUCACGUGUUCAGGGAGGGCGAGCUGGACCAACUGAUCAACAAAUACGUGGAGAACUUGCACAUUAUCUCGUCCUACUACGACCACGCGAGCUGGUGCAUCGUCGCGGAGAAGGUGCAGGUCUGGACUAUAUGACUCGAGGCCUGUGCUCGAGUCAUGCGCACAAUCCUCUGCGCGUCGGUUUCUCAAGCGUCGCGCUCGUUGCGCUACCGCGCCGUCAGGCGGAUCACUUAUCGGGGAAGUUAAUCAGUUCGUAAAGCUUUACUCGAGAACGUCGUUUCGCGUGAAACCAGCCAUCUUUUUUUUAGCAACAUAUUGGUCUUGGCUGAGAUUUGGAUACGUUGCAGUCUUUCGUUAGUCUUGACCCAGCGCAUUAAAUACAGAGAUCUCGGAUUCUUAGAUCCUCUCGGGGUUUACAGGUAGUCUAGCUAUCCUAACGAGUCCUUCGAACGAAGAAACGUCGCGUUAAAAGAUGAUGUUUUUAAGUUAACUCCUCAGCCAAACUCGAAAUGUUGCUCCAAAAUGUGUCCUUGUUUCGCGUGGAACGACUCUGUAGCGUUAUCCUUGCGGAUCACGCGCGGUACCUACGCGGUUUCUUUGCGCUUAGUCUAUCGAAAGCAGAUGGAUCAUCCUGGAUUUUCUCUCAUUCUUUUUCUAGAGGCAAACACACCAAGAACUAGAGAUGGAUAAAAUUUGACGAGACCUUUGCUCAUGUCCACCAGGUACCGCGUAAACCGAGGAGGAACGCUACGUCUCGCAACUAUCUAAGAUCUCUAGCGUAUAAAAUCGUAUAUCCAUGACGUAAUAUAUCGGUGCAUUGUGUCGAGUUGCAAACAAUAUCUAAUAUCAUUCGCUGUGUACCAAAAGAAAGGGGGCGUGAACGCGAGGCGUGAAAAGGGAUUAGGGGGUAGGUUAAACGAAGAGGAAGGCGACGUGUAAAUAUGUAAAAUAAAACCGUUUCCGACGUAAGCGCACAGAUCGGCAAACAAAGGUAUUCAUCGAUAAGCGACACUUGAUAGAAUAGAGAUUUGUAUCGUUCGUCUAAGCGCUUGACCAAAAAAUGUUUCUUCGUUCACUUGUUUAAUCCGUUCGUCUUUGAUUGACCCCCGUUGGAAAUCCAUUCUAGUCUCGAACGGUGAUAUACGUAGUCUUAGUUUAAGCGUUAGGUCCGUGGUUCCUAAUCUUUUUCAUCGCUGAACACCUGUUACGAUCACUCGAUCCCCUUUCCCAUUCCCGAAACUGUAACACGUUCCAACUAUCCGUAAGGUAAAAUAUCUUCUGUGCACUAUGUUCGCGGACUAUUCAGAUACAUUCGGUUUCGCUCACUUAUCGGCUAAAGCUGGGGCUAUUUCAUCAAAUUUUGCAGGCUUUCGAACGUUUCGACACUCGACGAAUGUCGUCCGAGUACUUGACGUACCCGUAAAGUAUUCGAAUCUAAAAAAUUGUUGGUAUAGUCCCAGGUCCAAUUCAGUUCCGGAUCGAUAGAUCGACGCUUUUCCUUUCUUCGCGUAAAUACAGAAGAAACCGAGUCGCCACGAGACACUGUACCAUUAGAAUGUACGAUAAACGAUCUUGUUCUCUCGUGGGGACUCGUCGUUUCCUUAUUAUAAACGGUGCGCGCGGCAGGGGCCGACGGGAACUUUCUUUUUACCGUGUAUAUAAAUAAAACAAUUGAUUCUCGUAGAUAAUUUCCAAGUGUAACGAUGCUUCGGUAGCGUUUAUUCGAAAAAUCGAGGACCCGCGAUUAGAAUAUAAGACGCGUGGAACUGCUGUUCCAAAGUAGCGGAUGUUAUUGCGUUAUUACUAUUCGAGAGAUUCGGGGAAAAGACGAGAACGGGAAAGCUGACGACACUGUUCCGUAAGGACGUAUGGUUCUUUUCAAGAGAAAGCAUAAAAAAAUGUAGCUAUGGUUUCACGCAUUUACGACAUAUCAAUAUAUUCGUUCGUUUACUUCUUUUCGCUAGUAUUUUCAAAAGCGAAGGGGAACAGGCAGACAGUGUUCGCGACAGCUUCGUGGAAGAGAGGCUCCGCCAGCGACCCUGAAUUACCGAACGAAACGUAAUUCGCAAAGGACCAAAGUAAAUAGAGUACGUCCGUAAAUUCAUGGGCGUCGCAAACGAAAGUUCAAUCACGUAUAAAGAGGGGUGUAGGAAAGUCGAGAUCGUCGCAAAACGCUCGUAAUACCGCAAUAACUAUCGGACCAUUCGACAACAAGAGUAUACCACAAACAGCAGAACGGGGAUUAACCCUUUAUUUAGACGAAGAGACGCGGGCAAAAGCGAGUCAAGUAAUUCCUUAACGAGAUAUCCGAAGCUUUCUAUGUUUACGAUCGAGACACGUACGUUGACAAAAUUUUCACCGGGUAGAUUACGCACGAUGAACGAUUGAGAGACAAUUAAGGGAAAUAAAGGGUUAACGUAACGGCCGGACUCCUGUAUCCAUUACACGUUAAAACGGUACUGACUGCGACAAAACCUAGUUAAAAGAAGCAAAAAAAAAAAAAUGAAAAUAAUAAUAAUUAUUAUUAUAAUAAUAAUAAAAAUAGUAGUAGUUCGCGAAGUUGACUCAAAUAUCAAACCAACUUACACAAGUGUUAACGUAGAACAUAGUGAAAUACAAUCGCGCACGUACGAAAAGGAUUAAUAUCUCUCCAAAGAAGGAAAAAAAAAUAAUGUCACGGAUCCCAGUGAUAUUAUACUUCAUAUGUUACAAACGAGCGUACUUUGCUACACUUUUUUUUUUGUAAAUAUCUUACUGAGAAUACAAAACCAAUAUACUAUACAUACAUACAUACAUACAUAUACCGGCAAUCUAUGACAAUUUCGUGAACGUUCGAACAUGUUGUCUUGUUUUUAAGAAUACGUUACGUUGAUUGCAUAAGGAUGAAUUCGUUACUUUCUACGAAUAUUUUGAGUCAAAUAAGCCUAAUAAAUUUGUAGCUCGCCCACAAUUCUACGAACGUCCACGAUCAAACUGAUCUUUUCGACCAGUCCUCUGACGCGUUCUUUUUUGUUCUUGUUCGAUAUAAUACCUGUCACGCAAGCAUUCUAUAUACAAUUACUAUACAUAUACUACCCGCGUACAGAAACGGUUCGCGAAAACAGUUGUAAAAAGAAAAAUAUACGUACACGAGACGGAGAUCGCCGUAAUAAAAUUAUUAUAGUAGUUACUAUAGAUCAGGCAUGUGCGAAUCCAUGGUUCGACCCAACCAAUUGUUAUACGAUUACUUUAUUUCUGAAUCUAGCAUCGUAGUCUAACGACAGUGGUAUAGUCUUCCUCGAUACGAUUGUUUUAACCCACUUCGACGCGAUAUAAAACCAUUGAUUUGCAUCGUUAUGCUCGAUCGGGAUACAUUCGCACAUACCUACCGUAGGUAAAUCGAUUUAAGGUUUCCUAUUCGUAACUCCACAAGCAAAUUAAGAAACGAACAAAAAAUAAUAACGAAGAAAGCUGUCAGAUUUGAACGCUGCGUCUAAUGUAGGCUGUGCUUGACACAGCCUUGUAUAUACAGGGUGUCCCAAAAAUGUUGGAAGUCGUUGAAAGGGAUGGUUCGGGAGGUGAUUUGAAAUAACUUUUUCCUUAGCGAAAAUGUUGUCCGAGGCUUGGUUGAGGAGAUAUUAAUGGAAAACACUGACCAAUCAGAGCGCGAGUAUGCCGGUGGGGCGUAGGCUACUCGCUAGGCGGCUUCGCUCAUACGCUACCGCGGCCGCUCCCCCGGCAUACUCGCGUUCUGAUUGGUCGGGGUUUUUCGUUAAUAUCUCCUUCAAUAACCCUCGGACAACAUUUUCGCUAAGGAAAAAGUUGUUUCAAAUCACCUCCCGAACCACCCCUUUCAACGACUUCCAACAUUUUUGGAACACCCU